Fonticula alba is the source of this 1786-nucleotide messenger RNA. RefSeq lists its product as hypothetical. Bases 68 to 1720 code for a protein of 550 amino acids. The record is from RefSeq and is a predicted model, not a curated record. Gene Ontology annotation, molecular function: nucleic acid binding; ATP binding; RNA helicase activity. Lineage: Eukaryota; Rotosphaerida; Fonticulaceae. The transcript has 8 exons.
CCCGCCCCGCCCCCGGCCUUCUCUCUGCGUCUCCCUCUCACCGUGACCCGUGGCACGCCUACUCCCGAUGUCGACCGAUGCUGCGCCCCCGCCCCCGGCCUCUUUCGCCGAGCUCGGCGUGAAGCCCUGGCUCCAGGCCGCCCUUGCCGGGGUGGGCAUUAGUGCCCCCACUCCCGUGCAGGCUGCCUCCAUCCCGGCCAUUCUGAAGGGCCGCGAUUGCGUUGCCAGCGCGCCCACCGGUUCCGGUAAGACGGCCGCCUUCGCGCUGCCCAUCCUGCAGACCCUUUCCGAGGACCCGUACGGCGUGUAUGCUCUGGUUCUGACCCCCACCCGUGAGCUGGCUCACCAAAUCACCGAGCAGUUCGCUGUCUUCGGCAAGACCAUCGGUCUUCGCUGCGAGACGGUGGUCGGCGGUGUCGAUAUGCUUUAUCAGACCAAGGCCAUUGCUCAGCGCCCGCACGUCAUUGUGGCCACUCCGGGGCGGCUGGCGGACGUGCUGCGCAGCGCGCCGGAUGCCUUCGGCCCGACCGGCCUGCGCAAGGUCCGAUACCUGGUGCUGGAUGAGGUGGACGCGCUGUUGGCGCCGGACGGCCCGGGGUCCCUGAAUGGCGGCUUCACCGGCAGUGACACGGCCACCAUCAUUGGCGCCCUCGGCCCGCGUGUCAAUGCCCUGGGCCAGGCCCGCCGGCAGACGCUCCUCUUCUCGGCCACCAUGACCGGGGCCGCCAUUGAGGCGGUCCUCUCGGCGGCCAGUGACACGGCCGAGGCCGGGUCCCGCAUGUCGGACCUGGCCCAGUCCAUGAUCAAGGCCUUCGGCGGGCCCCUUGUGGCGGACCCCUUCCUGCAUCAGAGCACCAUCGAGCACAUUGUCCCACCCGGCCUGGACCAGCGUUAUGUCUUCAUCCCGUCCACCGUGAAGGACGCCUACCUGUACCACAUUGUGGCCUGCGUGCUGAAGGGGAAAUCGGUGCUCAUUUUCGUCGGUCGCCGCCGUACGGCCGAGAAGCUUCGACUGAUGCUGGGCCAGCUGUUCGCCGAGCCGCCGGCCCACUUGGUCCCCUCGUCGGCCCGGCUGAAGGGCCCGGCCGCGGCCGCCAGCCGGAAGCGCAAUCUCCGGGAGGCCACCUCCAAGGGGGCCCUCAAGAAGAGCGCUUCGCUGAACUACGCUGUUGGUGAUGAGGAUGCCGACACGCAGGCCACCGGGUCCGAUGACUUCACCGAGUCCCCGCCGGCUUGCCUGCACUCGGCCAUGUCGCAGCGCGAGCGUCUGGUGGCGCUCAACCGCUUCCGGUCGAAGCAGGCCCGCGUGCUGAUUUGCACCGAUGUGGCCAGUCGUGGUCUCGACAUCCCCCACGUCCAUGCGGUCAUCAACUACGACGUGCCGGCCGCCCCGACGGACUACAUCCACCGGAUCGGUCGUGCCGGUCGUGCCGGCCGGGCCGGUCGCUCGGUCACCCUCAUCACCGAGACCGACAUUGAGUUGGUUCAUGCGAUUGAGGCGCGCGUCGGACAGAAGAUGGACGAGCUGGAGGUCUCCGAGCCCGAGGUCCUGCGUGGCCUGAACACCAUCAUGGCGGCCCAGAAGCAGGCCGUGUCGACCAUGAUGUCCGGGCAGUUUGAUGAGCUGGAGACCAAGCGCAAGGCCAAGCGGCCGGGCGUGGCUGCGGCCGCAGCUGCCGACGCGGCCCGCCCCCCGGCCCAGAAGAAGAGCCGCAAGUAGCCGCGGCCACCCGCACUCCAUUGGCACCUGGCGCCCCCAAUACACACAAUAGACUGCCGACGCACA